Messenger RNA from Aureobasidium uvarum, 342 nucleotides. The record is from the annotation of a GenBank genome assembly. Lineage: Eukaryota; Fungi; Ascomycota; Dothideomycetes; Dothideales; Saccotheciaceae.
AUGACCCUCGCUCUCUGCGGUUACUCUGCCACCUUCAUGCGCUACGCCAUGGCCGUCACNCCCGUAAACUACCUCCUCUUCGGCUGUCACUUCGUCAACUUUGGCGCACAAGCUACUCAGGGAUACAGAUACCUCAACUACUGGAAGUGCGUUGCUCCAUCUUCUCCUGCUCAUGUGCAACACAAGUCCAUGCUGACACGUGCCUUUCUNAGCUUUGGUGGUAAGGAGUUGAAGGACAAGGCCACACAAGAAGCUUCUCACAUCGCAGACCAGGCCAAGGCUGCUGCUCACAAGGUUGAGGGCAAGGCCAAGGAGGUCGCCAACAAGGUCACCAGCUCAUAA